Messenger RNA from Sitodiplosis mosellana (orange wheat blossom midge), 3725 nucleotides. RefSeq names its product valine--tRNA ligase (gene ValRS). Gene Ontology annotation, biological process: valyl-tRNA aminoacylation. Gene Ontology annotation, molecular function: valine-tRNA ligase activity; ATP binding; aminoacyl-tRNA deacylase activity. Gene Ontology annotation, cellular component: cytosol. The coding region runs from base 409 to 3546 and encodes 1045 amino acids. The transcript has 7 exons. Lineage: Eukaryota; Metazoa; Arthropoda; Insecta; Diptera; Cecidomyiidae. The record is from RefSeq and is a predicted model, not a curated record.
GCAUACAUUCACAAGCACACGCGUGUGAAUCAUCAUUUUUCUCUACAGAUACGAAACGGGAUUCUGUGCAUGUGUAUGCGUGUGACUUUUGUGACACACAAUUGUGCCGACGUAUUUCAAAACCACAUGUAUUCACCAACAGAAAAUAAAAACUUCUCUACUAAUAUUUUAUUCCGAAAGUGUGUUUCACCUUUCAUUUCUCAAGCAUAGCCAGCAGCACACAGCAACCAACCACGCUGAAUACCGUGUGUAUAUGCCCGACGACGUUUUCAAUGUAGUGUAAUCGUUGGUAAAAGUUACACUAUUCUUCUAUUUCACGAUUUCAUAGUCGAAUUACAUCUCGUGGCAAUAAAUUUAGUUUGUUCUUCAAGUGAAAGACAGUUGCAAGCAACUACCAAAAACGCAAUCAUGUCAGAAGUUGGACAAGGUGAUGCUGCAACCGGAAACACUGAGGCGCCCGUUAAAACAGCCAAACAAUUGGAGAAAGAAGCGAAAAAAGCGGAAAAAUUAGCCAAACUACAGGAAAAACAAAAGAAAUUGGCCGAGAAAAAAGCAACCGAACCUGCAGAAAAAGAGAACAAGAAGGCAAAGACGAAAGAAGUGAAAGAAUCCGCUGUCUACACGGUUGAUACACCUGCUGGCGAAAAGAAAGAUAUAUUGGGUGCAUUGCCAGACGCUUACAGUCCAAAAUAUGUCGAAGCUGCCUGGUAUUCAUGGUGGGAGAAACAAGGCUUUUUCAAGCCAGACUAUGAACGCCCCGUUACUGAGGAGAAUCCAAACGGUAAAUUUGUGAUGGUGAUUCCGCCGCCAAAUGUGACUGGUUCACUGCAUUUGGGCCAUGCCAUCACAGUGGCAAUUGAAGAUGCCAUAACGCGUUGGCACCGAAUGAACGGAAAAACUGUUUUGUGGGUACCUGGUUGCGAUCAUGCCGGCAUUGCUACACAAGUUGUUGUCGAACGGAAAUUGUGGCGUGAAGAGAAGAAAACACGCCAUGACUUGGGCCGAGAGAAGUUCUUGGAAAGGACAUGGGAAUGGCGUAAUGAAAAAGGUGGUCGAAUUUACGAUCAAUUCCGUCGAAUGGGUGUAUCCGUGGACUGGUCACGAUGCUACUUCACAAUGGAUGAUAAUAUGUCACGCGCUGUAAUCGAAGCAUUUGUCCGAAUGCACGAAGAUGGAACGAUCUAUCGAAGCUCACGACUUGUGAACUGGUCGUGCACAUUGCGUUCGGCCAUUUCGGAUAUUGAGGUGGAUAAAGUGGAGAUUCCCGGCCGUACAUUCCUUUCGAUUCCGGGCUACGAUGAAAAGGUUGAAUUCGGUGUGUUGGUUUCAUUCGCCUACAAGGUCGAGGAUAGUGAUGAGGAAAUUAUUGUGGCAACCACUCGUGUUGAGACAAUGCUCGGUGAUACAGCCGUCGCUGUACAUCCAAAUGACAAACGGUAUGCUCAUUUGCACGGCAAAUACUGUGUGCAUCCGUUUACAUCACGACGCUUGCCAAUCGUCACCGAUGACUUUGUUGAAACGGAAUUCGGUACUGGUGCCGUGAAAAUUACACCAGCCCAUGAUCCAAACGAUUACGAAGUGGGCAAACGUCAUAAUCUACCGUUCAUCACAAUCUUUAACGAUGAUGGUGUCAUCAUCGGUGAUUACGGCCAAUUCACUGGAAUGAAGCGAUUCCAGUGCCGUAAGGAGAUUUUGGUUGCUUUGAAAGAGAAGGGCUUGUACAAGGAGACAAUCAACAAUCCAAUGGUUGUACCGAUUUGCAGCCGAUCGAAGGACGUUGUUGAACCAAUUAUCAAACCACAAUGGUAUGUCAAGUGCGAUGAUAUGGCUGCCAAGGCUACGGAAGCCGUAAAAUCGGGCGAAUUGAAACUCAUUCCAGAAAUGCACAACAAAACCUGGUUCCAUUGGAUGGAUGGUAUCCGUGAUUGGUGCAUCUCACGACAACUUUGGUGGGGACAUCGCAUUCCUGCUUAUCGUGUCACAUUCAGCGAUGCCAAGUUGCAAGCCGAAAAUCCAGACGUUUGGGUGGUUGGGCGCACGGAAGAAGAGGCACGCCAGAAUGCGGGCAAGAAAUUCAAUUUACCCGUGACUCAAUUUACGUUGGCACAAGACGAAGACGUUUUGGACACAUGGUUUAGUUCGGCACUUGUCACAUUCGCUACAUACGGAUGGCCCGACAAAACACCCGAUUUGGAAGCAUUCUAUCCAGGCAAUCUACUUGAAACCGGACACGAUAUUCUCUUCUUCUGGGUGGCUCGCAUGGUGUUCUUCGGACAAAAACUCAUGGGCAAAUUACCAUUUACAGAAGUAUUCAUGCAUCCCAUCAUUCGUGAUGCACAUGGCCGUAAGAUGUCAAAAUCAUUGGGCAAUGUAAUCGAUCCAAUGGACGUCAUCACUGGCAUUUCACUGGAACAGCUGAACCAGUCACUCUAUAGCUCCAAUUUGGAUCCAAAGGAAAUCACCAAAGCAAUCGCUGGACAAAAACAAGAUUAUCCCAAUGGAAUACCCGAAUGCGGUUCAGACGCUAUGCGAUUCGCACUUUGCUCGUAUAAUUUGCAAACUCGCGACAUCAACCUCGAUAUUAUGAGAGUGCAAGGUUAUCGAUUCUUUUGCAACAAACUAUGGAAUGCCAUCAAAUUCGCUCUCAUGUACUUCGAUGGCACUACGAAAUACAAGUCAACCGUUGAAUUGACAAGCAACGAAAGCAAUAUGGAUUUAUGGAUAUUAUCGAGACUAGCAAACACCGUCGAAGCAUCAAACACUGGAUUCAGCUCGUAUGAAUUCUACAAUUCGUCAGCCGCUAUGUACAGCUUCUGGUUGUACGAUUUGUGUGACGUGUAUUUGGAAUGUUUGAAGCCGGUGUUCUUCAAUGGAACCGAUGCUGAAAAGGCAGCGGCCCAUCAAACCCUGUUCACAUGUUUGGAUGUUGGUUUGCGUUUGAUUUCACCAUUUAUGCCGUUCAUCAGUGAGGAGCUGUAUCAGCGUUUGCCACGCAAAGAGGGUGGUCCAGUGAGCAUUUGCAUUGCUCCGUAUCCAGUAAUAGAAACAUGCCCAUGGAAGAAUGAAGAGAUCGAAAAAGAGGUGGAAUUGGUGCAAAAAACGGCUCGAAUCAUUCGUUCCGCUCGAAGCACAUACAAUCUGCCAAACAAAACGAAAACCGAAGCAUACAUUAUCUCGACAUGUGCAACAACGAAGGGCAUUCUGCAGAAAUUCACCAACGAUCUGCUGACCACCGCCUAUUGUUCGAAAUUGCAUUUUGAUGAACAACCACCAACCGGUUGCGCAAUUUUACCGAUUACCGGCCAAUUGGAGGCGCAUUUACUGCUGAAGGGUUUGAUUGAAGCCGACAAAGAGUUACAAAAAUUGGAGAAGAAACAAACGCAACUAACACAAGCGAUUAGUAAAUUGAAUCAAGCAAUGAACGCCAACGAUUACACCAUCAAAGUUCCAGAGGAGGUGCAACAAAAAAACAAAGACACACUAGCUGAAAAUGAGGCCGAAAUCACACGUAUCAACGCCGCCAUCGAAUCACUCAAAUUAAUGUAAAGUCUUGCAAUGUCGAUGCAAACCAAUUAUUUAUUUCAACUCAAAUUGUAUACGAUUCAAUUGGCCAAAAUGGUUUCGAUACAGAAGUUUUUUUGUUACCUCUUUUUCUCAUAUCUCUUUUUUUUAAUUUUGAAUAAAUGUUGCAAACAUUUUUUUGUUGCUAACAAUAGCAAAUGGAA